Molecule: messenger RNA, 555 nt
Organism: Fusarium fujikuroi IMI 58289
Lineage: Eukaryota; Fungi; Ascomycota; Sordariomycetes; Hypocreales; Nectriaceae
Exons: 2
Coding region: 1-555 (184 amino acids)
Source: RefSeq, a predicted model, not a curated record
AUGUCUCAACUGGAACCCACCAACCGUCCAAUCAAUCAUAUAGCAAUUUCUUGCCCCGAUAUUGAAGGACUUGUUAAAUGGUACAAGAGCGUUCUUGGCUUCGAGGUCAUUGGCGACAUCCAGCAUUGCAUCAGAGCAAAAGACCCAGCGCCAUUCGAGACAAUCUUCGUCUCAUACCCAGCGUCACUCAAAGAACUCAAAUUCGCCAUCCUCACAACUGGAAACGGAGUGUGCAUCGAAUGUUUCCAGUUCAUCGACCCACCGCCAAAGCCGCGAGAUGAGGGUUUCGAGUAUACGAGAGCUGGCGUUUUCCACAUCUGUGUGACGGAUAGAAAUCCUGAAAUAUUGGCAAAAAAGAUUGUAGAUGAGGGUGGAAAAACGUUGGGAGGAUGGAUGGAUUAUUCAAUAUUCGGGCUCGAGGGGCAUAAGGGGAUAUAUACACAGGACCCGUGGGGCAAUGUAGUUGAGAUCAUGAGUCUGAGCCUUGAGAGGGUUUCUUCCACUGGGACGGCGCUGAUGAAUGCUGCAAAGAUGGCUACAGCAGGGAAACUGUAA